Molecule: messenger RNA, 854 nt
Organism: Bradysia coprophila
Lineage: Eukaryota; Metazoa; Arthropoda; Insecta; Diptera; Sciaridae
Product: lipase member H-like
Biological process (GO): lipid catabolic process
Molecular function (GO): serine hydrolase activity; lipase activity
Source: RefSeq, a predicted model, not a curated record
UGCGCGAUUUCGUCACAUUCGACUUAACGGCAGCGGAAAAUGUUGUCGACGAUCCUCAUUUCAAAUUUGUACGCAGAAAUAUGAUUUUCAUCCAUGGUUGGCGACGAUCGCCUGAUUCACCAAACAUUCAAACUCUACUAAAUGCUUACCUUGUCAACGGCUCAUUCAACAUUUUGGCAUUGGAUUGGAGCGAAACAGCGUCGGGCAUUUUCUUAGACCAAGUCGCUCAUAAAAUUGAACCACUGGGCAUAGCAGUUGCAUUAUUCAUUGAACGAUGGAAUUUGCAAAAAGGAAUUCCGUUCUCAUCAAUGCAUCUUGUGGGUCACUCGCUGGGUGCUCAUUUGGCUGGAUCUGCAGGAAAGAAUAUAAAAGAGUGGUCGGGUCAAACGAAGUACAUCGAAAGAAUAACUGGACUCGACCCUGCCUCUACAGCAGAUGAUUUCUUGCAGUGGCGUUAUGCCAGAUUUGUUGAUAUUAUUCAUACUGACGCUAACGGCGCCGGGACAAAUAAAAAUACUGGGCACGUCGAUUUCUGGCCAAACAAUGGUGUUGCAGUUCAACCGGGAUGUCCACCGAUACUAUUUCAACCUAGGUGCAGUCAUCGAAGGUCAAUUGUACUUUAUGCUGAAAGUGUACAGAGGGCAUACCGUAGUGCUAAUUUCUUAUCAACGAAUAAGGACAAUGCUAGCGAUGUUAUUGAAAUGGGCCUGAAUUGUCCCACAAAUGCUCGGGGUGUGUAUUCACUGUCAACUAACGGACACAGCUGGUAUUCGCAAUCAUAAUUGGAGGAUACAGGCAAAAUCAAAUUUGUAUUUUGACCUGACGUUAAACGUGUAUUUUGAUUAAACCGUAGC